CAAAUUUUGAGACGAUUGAGUUAGAGUUUGAAGAUCGAACUACACUAAAAUGGAGACAUUUACCUGUAAAUAUCAAGCCAGUUUCGUUCUGGCGAUAAUAAAUAUCAAAAGACUAAGAAGUUGUCUUCCGGCUGAACUCCAUAGGACGUUCCUUGUCUUUCCAUACCGAAAUGCUGAUGGCCAUCAUGUUUUUUGCUGCAUUGACAUCGCGGUUCCAUAGUAUCUUACAGGUUUUGCAAACAAGGAUACUACAGCCACGCACGGUGUCUAAUGCUUUCAAUGUGUCUGAGCGACAACAAUUGCAUAUGCGUGAUGUCAAGUAUUCAUCAAUUGUAACGGCAAGGAGAUCACCAGCAGUCUCUCUUCGCUUCAAUGCACGCCACAGAACACCAACGAUACCAGUUCUAAGGCCUUUUAGAUGAACGGCGGAUUUAUUGAACAUGCCGUCACCAAAUACAACCAGAGGAACUUUUUUGCGAUCACUCAGCCUGAAUUUCUC
Molecule: messenger RNA, 499 nt
Organism: Mycotypha africana
Lineage: Eukaryota; Fungi; Mucoromycota; Mucoromycetes; Mucorales; Mycotyphaceae
Exons: 1
Coding region: 171-422 (83 amino acids)
Source: RefSeq, a predicted model, not a curated record